Nicotiana attenuata is the source of this 839-nucleotide messenger RNA. Its product is annotated as LL-diaminopimelate aminotransferase, chloroplastic-like. Lineage: Eukaryota; Viridiplantae; Streptophyta; Magnoliopsida; Solanales; Solanaceae. The record is from RefSeq and is a predicted model, not a curated record. Gene Ontology annotation, molecular function: L,L-diaminopimelate:2-oxoglutarate transaminase activity. Gene Ontology annotation, cellular component: chloroplast.
GGAUCUGGGCCAAAACACCCCUUUCUCCUUCGUGAAAACAAAACCAACAGACCCCUAACACCAACAACAGAGACGGUGGAAAAAUCCUAGCCUUUUUCCAUCCUUCCAAAAAAAAAAAAAAAAGAAAUCGGACCUCCGUUUUUUUUUUUUUUUCAACAGAGAACACACUUUCUAUCCCUUCCCGUUUUCUCUCUGAUUUCAUCGACUCACACACGCCUAAAAAAAAAAAAAAAAGAAAAACGAAUUUUCGAAAUUCAAAAGGGAUUCUCAAAUCUGAAAAUUUCAAAAAAAAGAAGAAGAAGCUGUGGUUGAAAAAUUGCUGCUGCUCGUUGUUCGGAUCUGCCGGUCUGCUGUCCAGAGUUUCAGAUCUGGGUUUGGUUUGGUUUAGCUGAUUUUCCUUACAAAUAGGUCAAUCCUAGUCCAAGUAAAAAAAAAUGGCAGCUAUUCAGCAAAAUUUUUCCACUUCAAUCUCUUCAUCAACUUCUACUUUAUUGGGUCAGCACAAACUCCGUCUCAGGAGCCAGAAUGUGUUACUGCCAGGCAAAACCGGUGGUAUUGUCAGAUGUGUUGCAACACCCUCUACGGAGACUUCUUACAAGACAAAGGUCUCUCGCAAUGAGAACUUAGCUAAACUUCAAGCUGGUUAUCUUUUUCCUGAGAUCGCAAGAAGGAGAUCUGCACACAUGUUGAAACACCCUGAUGCUCAAAUUAUAAGCCUUGGAAUUGGUGACACUACUGAGCCCAUUCCUGAAUUCAUAAGUUCUGCCAUGGCACAGAGAGCACAUGACCUGUCAACAUUAAAGGGUUACAGUGGUUAUGGUGCUGAGCAAGGAGAAAAA